AUGCCUCUCGCAACCCCUCGAACACUGCUUGGGCUCUUAGUAGUCUGCACAACUCUACUCGGUCUAAUUGAUCCAGCAUCUGCAACACCAAGACCUAAAACCCACAAAGUCCGCAGCGGAGAGUCAAUUCAGGCUGCACUCAACUCCGCCAGUCGAGGUGACCGCAUCGUGGUCGAAUCCGGCACUUAUGCAGAGCAAUUGAACAUCACAACCGACGAGAUCUCGCUAGUCGGCCGCAACGCCAUCCUCAUUCCUCCUCCUACUCCACUACACAACCUGUGCUCUGGUCUAGCGGGCAAGCUUCCACCGAACAAUGUCAUUGAAACGCAAGCGGGCAUUUGUAUCCAUGGUAGCAACGUCCAAUUGAAUGCUUUUGAGAGAGAACACCGGAAAGUAGCUUCGGUCGGACAAUACGUCAAAGGCGUUUCGGUUACCGGCUUCACGAUUCGUGGAUUUUUGGGUCUUAACAUCGCAAUUGUUGGUGGUGAAGAUACCACGAUCAGCGACAACACCCUUACAGAUGGAGCGUUCUACGGCGCGUUGACUGUUGGUUCGAAGAACAGUCUCAUCGAUCAUAAUACCGUCAAUUCGAGUCCGCCAACUCCGACGAAUACCUUCCUGCCCUUCAUCGGCGUCUGCAUGGACGAUAUCAGCACAGUUAACAUCAAACGAAACAGCAUCUCAGGAUACCUAAUUGGUCUUUGCGUACAAACCCCAGGCGCCAACAUUCACGACAACAAAGUCGAAAACUGCUGUAUCGGCGCAUUCGUCGACCCAGGAAUCGUCGGCGCCAAGCUCCGCGACAAUGUAUUCAAGAACACAAACCCCCGAUGUUUAGAUCCAGCAAAGAGCGGAUCCUUCCUCAUCUACGGUAUUUACAUCGCAGGUGCAAGCGAGACCAUCGUCAAGGACAACAAGAUCACUGGCAUCACGUCGGGCGAAAAUCAAAACUUAGGAGGAGCAGGAUUGGUCGUCAACGAUGACUUUCCAAUUGAGUUUGGCGGGACAGCCAAAGUGGGGUCGGGGAAUCGUGUGACGGAUAAUAAGGUCAAGAGGAAUGACCUCGAUGUUUAUGUAGGAGCGACUGGGCAGGGGAAUGUGGUGAAGGAUAAUCGUUGUGAUACUUCGAUUCCUGCCAAUAUCUGUGUCAAAGGAGACUAA
Molecule: messenger RNA, 1161 nt
Organism: Glarea lozoyensis ATCC 20868
Lineage: Eukaryota; Fungi; Ascomycota; Leotiomycetes; Helotiales; Helotiaceae
Product: Pectin lyase-like protein
Exons: 1
Coding region: 1-1161 (386 amino acids)
Source: RefSeq, a predicted model, not a curated record